UAGACACGUGUCUGUUGACGUGGAUGUUGGCCUGGCGCUCCCCCAUCUCCUUCUCCUCCUCCUCUCUCCCUCCUGUUUUCCUUUCUUUUUUUCUUCUCUCUGCAGAAUAACAGGAGGCCAUUUGUGUUUUCUGUGUUCGUUUUCUCUUCUUCACACCCAGAGAGAGAGAGAGAGAGAGAAAGAGAGAGAGAGAGAGAGAGAGAGAGAGGGAUUGUGCGAGUUAAGGAAUGCAGAGGCUGUGAGUUUCAGCCAUGCGCUUUCUGUGAGCUGAUUGGAUUUUUUUGUGUGCUCAAUUGAAAAUCGAAGUGUGAGCAUUUGGUGCACCCACCAGCUGCUGUUUUGUUCUCCUGAAGGGCAGGGUUGCAGGACUGAUCCGUGAUUCGGGAGCCGGAGUGAAGGUAUGUCUGAUUUAGGGUUGGAAAUAAAGGAUUUUCGUAGUGAAUUCUUGUCUCCCUAUUUGGUUGGUGAGAAAAUGCAGAACGGUGGAGAGAGUUCUUUUUCGUUCUUCUGUUUCAUAAAAUUCGGGAGAAUUUUAAAAACGGAUUUCUAUUGUGGAGAAAUAGGUUUUUCCCUUCUCUUCCCUCCCCUGAGCCCCCGCCGUGUGUUUGAGGUGGCGAACAGUAGCUAAAAGCUUCAAACCCUACCUGAUCUCGCUAGUUUUUUGUCGUAAAUCUGCAAUUCCUUCUCGGUUUCUCACCUCUACCCUGUUCUGUGCCUCCUUCCGUCUAUUUUAUUCUCCUUCUCGAAUCUGGCGGCGAGUGUGUGAGGGCCGCGAGAGAUUCAGGAGAUGCAAUUCUGGCGUUUUUCAGAUUUGGGAUUUUGCAAUUUGCAAAGGAGCGUUUGGGAAUUAAAUUAGCCAGCUAGGCGAAUUUUUUGAGCCAGUGUUCGUUAGGGAUUCAAGGGUAUUCCUGUCUUUUAGUUGGGUGGACAUAGGUUGCGAGAUGGAUUUCAUGAAGCUUAAUCGCAUGUAUCUAUCACUUUACAGUCAGCCAGCGUGGUGGUGGAAAGACACUACUACCCUUUCUAUCUAGGGAAAUCUCAAACAUUUCUGGUUUUCUACUCUGCUUCUUCUGCUGCGUUCUGCCCUAUUCUGCAUCUGUAAUUUCUACUUGGUGGUAAAUCUUUUUGGUUAUGGGGGGAAGGUACGGAUUACCCUUAAAUUUUCUCUUGUUAAGGUUAGAGGCACGCUGUUUGUCAAACCCUUGUUUUGAAUUUCCAUCAAUUGAAUCAAAGGUGACUGCUUUCAACAAUCGGCCCCUCUUUUCCGUGUGCUUGAGUUUGGUUGACUAAAGUAGGUCAAGUUUCUUGCAUAUUGUAGAGAUGAUUUACCAAAUAUUCACGCUUUAAAGCUGUGUUGCUAUUGGUUGGUCUAGAUUCAGAUCUUUCGACCUGGUCAGCAGUGUUUUUUACCGUCUGUUGUUUUGUCUGCAAUACUAUUGCGCAGUUUCUUUAUGCCAUUUGCUUAUUCAUACUUCUGGUUCAUGUUUGUUCAUCAAUCUUGUCAUAUUUGACCUCCAGGAAGGUGAAUGAGUAGUUCUGAGACCUGAAGGUGAUAAAAGGGUUUCUUUUUGGUGCUUGACCAUGGGAAACAACGAGGAGGGGAAGUCAUCCUCCAAGUCUGAAAAAUCAUCUUCACCUCCUCCUACUGCGCCAGCGGAGCAAACUAAUAUCCAUGUGUAUCCUGACUGGGCAGCUAUGCAGGCUUAUUAUGGCCCCCGAGUUGCUCUUCCUCCAUAUUACAACUCACCUAUGGCAUCAGGUCAUCCUCAUCAUCCAUAUAUGUGGGGUCCGCCACAGCAUAUGAUGCCGCAUUAUGGAGCCCCUUAUGCAGCUAUCUACUCGGGAGGAGUAUAUGCCCAUCCAGCUGUUCCAAUUGGAUCACAUCCACAUGCUCCCGGUGUUCAGUCAUCACCUACUGUUGCAGCACCUCCGAGUGUUGAAACUCCAACAAAGUCUUCAGGCAACACUGAUCAAAGUUUGAUGAAGAAGCUGAAAGGAUUUGAUGGGCUCGCCAUGUCCAUUGGAAAUGGUAAUGGUACUGCUGAGAGUGCUGAUGGUGGUGACCACAGGAUGUCCCAGAGUGCGGAGACUGAAGGCUCAAGUGACGGGAGCGAUGGGAAUACUGCUGGGGGAAGAAAGAGAAGUCACGAGGGGACUCCUACAAUUGGGGGAGACUUGAAAACUGAAUCCCAUGCGACAGAUGGUAGCAAUUCUUCUGAUAAGGGAGGGGUUGUAACUGCUGCAUCAUCAGGAAGGUCAGCUGGGCCUCCUGUUGGCAUGACAUCAUUGGACCUGAGAAAUUCUGCUGGCGUUCCACAACCUUGUACAGUAGUGCCAUCUGAGGCUUGGUUACAGUACCCAGCCGCGAAUCCGAAUGAAAGAGAACUGAAACGUGAGAGAAGGAAACAGUCCAAUCGAGAAUCUGCUAGGAGAUCAAGACUACGAAAGCAGGCUGAGACCGAGGAACUUGCACGUAAAGUCGAUGCCUUGAACAACGAGAAUAUGGCGCUGAAGUCCGAGAUAACUCAACUGAAGGAGAAGUCGGAUCAGCUAAAAGUAGAGAAUGCAACUCUAGUGGAGAAGCUAAAGAAUACGCAAUCAGGACAGGCACAGGAGAUAGCUUUGAACAAUGUGGAGGAGCCGAGGGGCACGGCUGAUAGUACAGAGAACUUGCUAUCGAGGGUAAAUAAUUCUUCAGCAGCUUGUGUAGCGGAAGAGGGAAAUGCUGCAGAGGACGGGAACCCGAAAUCGGGUGCUAAGCUGCGCCAGCUGCUGGACGCGAGUCCCAGGGCCGCCGAUGCUGUGCCUGCUGGUUGAUGAAACACAGCCAGCCCCAUCCCAGACAGGUUCAUAUCCUCUUUUUAUCUGUAGAAUUCGAUCUCACCUAUUUUUCGUUUUCAUUUUUCGAACGACUCUUUCUGAGGGGCAGAAGCAACCAAGAUAAUUCUGGCAUAAUUACAAGCCCAGAAUUAUUGCUGAGGGGUUGGCAGUAGAGAUGGAGUUAGAUGAACAGUAUGUUUCCGAGACUGAAGAAGUUUGGGGGAUUUCACUUGUAAGCUAACGCUACCGCUGCAGCGCUGUUAGAGAAACUAAUGUAAUUUUUAUUGAGAGUGGUGAGAGAUAAGGGAGGGGAGAGAGAUGAUUACUAUUACUAUUAUUAUUAUUAUUAUUAUUAGUGACCAUUGAGGAGUGGUUGUACAUUUGAAGCGAACCAACUGGCAUGGCCACCUUUGACGACCAUUUGUGCAAUCUGUGAACUUUUGCCACCGGUUAAUGCUUUCACUGGAUGGGCAGAUGGUAGAGUACUGGUAUUUCCCCGUAUUUGUAUAAACUCUUAUUAGAUUUGGUGGGAAUCAGUUUAUUAGAUUGAGGUUGAUCUUUAUUUGGAAUAAGUCACUCUGUAUCUUGUAGUUUUCCCCGUCUUCUAUUGUGGUUUGUUAAUCGGUUAUCCUUUGUUCGGUUGUGAUUGCGGUUAAAUCGCGAAUUAGAGAAUAUUGUUAACUGUGAUUCCAUAAAAGCCUUCUUAAUCGCAAACCAGAUGGUUUCGGUUUGGUUAGCAAAAUGGAUACCCGAACUGUAAACGUCCUUCAUAGCUAGUGCGAGAGACAUUGGACACCUCUAUCAUAAAUUAAAAGAAAAUAU
Linum trigynum is the source of this 3642-nucleotide messenger RNA. The record is from the annotation of a GenBank genome assembly. NCBI's taxonomy places the organism in Eukaryota, Viridiplantae, Streptophyta, Magnoliopsida, Malpighiales, Linaceae.